AACAUGGCGGCCACCAGUAAGCAUGUUUCCGAUGUUCAUCUCAAGUACAACACCCCGCUUGUGUCAAGAUAUGCCAGUCGGGAAAUGGUGUAUAACUUCAGUGACAAAAAGAAAUUUUCAACUUGGAGACAGCUGUGGUUGUGGUUAGCUAAAGCUGAACAGCAACUUGGUUUAAACAUCACAGAUGAGCAACUUUCAGAAAUGGGGAGUAACCUUGAGAAUAUUGACUUUGAGAUGGCUGCAGAGCAAGAGAAACGAGUUCGCCAUGACGUCAUGGCUCAUGUCCACACAUUUGCUGCCUGCUGCCCUAAAUCUGCUCCAAUCAUACACCUUGGUGCAACCUCAGCCUACGUGGGAGACAAUACCGAUUUGAUAGUCAUGAGGGAUGGUUUUGAAAUCCUUCUCCCAAAGCUUGCUCGAUGUAUUGAGAGACUGUCCAAGUUUGCCAGGGAACACAAUGCUCUACCAUGCCUGGGUUAUACACACCUACAACCUGCACAGUUGACAACCGUGGGGAAACGGGCGUGUCUUUGGAUACAGGAUUUACUCAUGGACCUCCGCAACCUGCAGCGUGCACUCGGUGACCUGCGAUUCAGAGGGGUCAAGGGCACCACGGGCACACAGGCCAGCUUUCUUGCUCUGUUUGAUGGAGAUGAGACUAAGGUGACUCAGCUUGACGACUUGGUAACGAAGGCAGCAGGCUUUACCAGUCACUUCCGGAUCUGUGGUCAGACGUACAGUAGGAAGGUGGACGUUGACUGUCUCAGUACGCUGGCCAGUCUAGGGUCAUCUGUCCAUAAGAUUUGUACAGAUAUCAGACUGUUGGCCAACUUCAAGGAGUUGGAGGAACCUUUUGAAAAUAGAGCAAAAUGAUCCAGUGCAAUGGCGUACAAACGUAACCCCAUGAGGUCGGAGCGUUGCUGUGCUCUGUCUCGACAUCUGAUGUGUCUCAUACAGGACCCACUGAUGACUGUCUCUGUACAGUGGAUGGAACGUACCCUAGACGACAGCGCCAAUAGGAGAAUAAGCCUGGCUGAAGCCUUCUUGACAACGGACUGUGUGCUGUGUACGCUACAGAACAUCUUCGAGGGAUUGGUCGUAUAUCCAAAGGUGAUUGAGAAGAGGGUGAAGCAGGAGCUGCCGUUCAUGGCCACGGAGAACAUCAUCAUGGCCAUGGUGAAGGCAGGCGGCAACAGACAAGAGUGCCACGAGGAGGUGCGUGUGCUGUCCCAGGCUGCGGGGAGCGUGGUGAAGCAGGAGGGCCGGGACAACGACCUGGUGGAGAGGAUCCGCGCCUCCCAGUACUUCGCCCCUAUACACACCCAGCUGGAUGCACUGCUGGACCCUUCAUCAUUCAUUGGCUUGGCUCCUAAACAGGUACUGGACUUCCUAGAUUCUGAAGUGAUACCUGCUCUCGCUCCAUACACAGAUCAAAUGUCUGGAUCUGUACAGCUCACUGUAUAACAGCCCAUCCAUGGCCCAUCCAACCCAGGUGCUGCUGAUCAACAAGUCUCAGGUCAAUAUUCCGUGUGUUGUGCAGACAUCUGUGUUGAUGGGGGUGAACCUGUAGUGGGACAAAAGGACAGCCAAGGCUCCACUCAGCAUUGAGAUGACUGUCUGACUUUACUGUGUAAAGAAGUUAAUAUAGGUAGACUCUGACAGUCUUCAUCAGAAACGCCACAUGGCGCUAUGUCUAUUACGUUUUGUGUGCGAAUAAAAAGCUCCUGUCCUGAGCAUUCUUGUGAAAAUCUGCCUGUUACAGACACUUUAGCAAGGUGUAUAAAGGAAAUAAAACUUUUUGAGAAAUAUUCAGAACAAUGUCCAUCUUAUGGCAUGGUGUGCUCAAUACAUGUUGCUACUUCUAUGUUCUGAAUACUGGUUGAAGGAUAAUCAACCUGGUUUGAGGCUGUUCUAAUACUGUUAAUUCUUAAGAGGUUGUUGUCAUGACAAUAAACCUUUCAUCUACACAUGAUCAUUAAUUAAGCACCACCUGAAUCCAAUUGAAAUUAGGCUGCAAGCUGGUCUGAGAGUAUGUUGAUCUGUGCAGUUGACCUCUGUGGUGGCAGCCCAGUGAUGGUGUGGGGUUGUGUUUUGUACAAUUUAACGUUGGAUCUCUUUACUCUUCUUCGGACUCUCAGUGGUCAUCAUUAUCAACAGGAAGUACAGAAUACAUUUUGAUAACCAUCAACUUGCCAGUCAUCCGAUAUUAUGGAUGACAAUGCUAGAUCUCUCGAGCCACCAUUGCCCAUUUUCAGAAUUCCUUGGAAACAUUGCCAUGGCCUGCAAGAAGAACAAAGUGUUUGGGGCUAUCUUGGAUGUCCUGUUCAAGAUCCUCCUGUGAAGAAUCUGCAGGAAUUGAUGCAGGCACUCCAUGAAAAAUUCUGAUGAUGAGAAUUACAUUCAUGAGGAGACUGUCAGGAUAUCCGUGCAAGCUGGACCAGGUACUGAUGUGGUUGCCAGUUGUGAUGCAUACCAUCAUUAUUUGAAAACUGUGUGACUAUCAGAUUGGUGGCGUAGUCAUGGUGAUCAGACUUUCUAGCACUGUUGAUAUUCCUCACAAUUGCAUGUAAAUUGUUACCAAAUACUAAAUUUUUUUUAGUUGUUUUUUUUAAAAUCAGAGUAAGAUAUGUUACAGUUACCAUUUUUAAACACAGAAUUUGUUUUCCAAAGCAUAUACAUGUUUUUGUACUUAUCGUAUUAAAAUAAGAAUGUGCGUGGUGUUUGAUUAAUGCUUGUGUGUAUAUGCUCGUUCUUUAUAGAUGCCUCAAUAAAGUGAAUUUCAUAUUUUGAAGAUAGUCCUGGACACAGGACAAAACUGAAGAAUGUAUUGAUGUUUUUAUUUAAAAGAUUGGUAUAACAUGAGAUCACUAACCCUGGCAUAUAUACAUAUCAUAACAGUCCAUUUAAAAAUAAAUGGUAAGAGCAA
Messenger RNA from Haliotis rubra (blacklip abalone), 2926 nucleotides. Its product is annotated as adenylosuccinate lyase-like. Lineage: Eukaryota; Metazoa; Mollusca; Gastropoda; Lepetellida; Haliotidae. Gene Ontology annotation, molecular function: N6-(1,2-dicarboxyethyl)AMP AMP-lyase (fumarate-forming) activity; (S)-2-(5-amino-1-(5-phospho-D-ribosyl)imidazole-4-carboxamido) succinate lyase (fumarate-forming) activity. The transcript is spliced from 13 exons. Gene Ontology annotation, biological process: 'de novo' AMP biosynthetic process. The record is from RefSeq and is a predicted model, not a curated record. Gene Ontology annotation, cellular component: cytosol.